AUGGACGCCAAAGGGGCCUCUGCUUCAACGCCAAGAGGCAUUCGAAAAUCCAACUCGACAAGAUCAGCCGGGGCGCACUCUACCACAUCACACGAAUCUGUCAGCGUUGUCGGCGUCCACCCGCUUGGAACUCUUCGAGUCUUGGGACGCGAAUCGUCUCCUCGCAUAUCGGAACAGACUGGUAUUGACGACGACGACCAAGGUCCCCCCCCUCUAGGAUCUCCCGUUGAAAGUGCCUAUGGGCUGGCCGGAAACCAGCAUAGCAGUCGCCAGAGCUCAUCUGUGAGCCCAACCAAAAGAUCCAGAGACCCCCAGGCUCAUCAAAUGGGAGGGGGUGAUGUAGUCGUCAUCCUUGAUCUGCCUGAACGUUUUGUCGUCGCCUACGAUAGUGUUUCAUUCACGGCGCAGAACUUUGUGGGCGUGAGGGAUGUCCCAGCUGGUCCUCAUUUCUUCUGGGUUGCUCACCCAAGCGGUGUUGCUGCACGCGCCGGGGUCUGGCUCCUCGGCUCGGAGUCUCAGGACCAUGUUCACGUUGUGCAAUGGGACUCGUACAACGAGAUGCUGACCGAAGCCACUCGCUCAGAAUCUCGCAAUAGUGCUGAGAACAUGCCGAAUAUUCAUGCCCAGCUCGUUCCAUAUGUCGACCCGUCGCGGCUCACCGAUGGUGGUGGCCAGCUAUCUGUGUCCCAGAUCGAGAGAAACCGCAGCAUCUGGAAUCAAUUGACGACUCAUAUCAAUGCCACAGUAUUGAACCGAAUCACAGGUCCCCAGGUAGGUGGCUGGAUUGUGCAUACCCUUGAUCGUGCAGAAGGCGCCCUUCAGUUCUCUCCCGAGGUAGAAUUGGAGCGAGCCGUGCCCAAUAGGAAUCUCCAACGGCGAGAGUUGCAUUUUGCUUUUGAAAGUACAACUAGGCUCUUCUCAAUCGAGUCACUCGGGUCUGAGCGCACACGAGAGGCUACCGAUCCUAGCAUCUAUCUCAUGUCUCAGAUUGAAGACGCAAAGAACAAUCUGGUUUAUGAGGACUUGGUUGGAGAGCUUCAGUUUGCGUUCGUUGUGGGCGUACAUCUUGGAAACGACGCUAGCCUCGAGCAAUGGUGGUUCAUGCUACUCAAGCUCCUUAUCAAAUCUCAUCUUCUUGUGCAAAAGCAACCCUUGCUUGUGGCAUCCGUGUGGCACACCGUCGCCGCACAAAUCGCAUACAGCAGUCAAUGGAUGGAAGGCUCAGUCCUUGACAAUAACGACACCAGGUGCCGAGAGCUUCGUAGUGCCCUCAUCAUAUACAAACGCCGCAUGGAGGAAUUCCUCUCAGAUGAUGAGAAUAUUGUUACGCCAGACCAUCUUGCCGUCAGCACAGCCUUCUCCAGGCUCGAGGCCGUCUUGACAGAUCUCGGAUGGGACCUCAGCGGCGACUACCUCAGAAAGGGCAUUGUCGUUAUGGAAGAUGGAGAAGAAGUAGAACUGGAGUUGACCGACUUGGAGGCUGAAGACGAACGGGGUGAAUGGGCACCAGAGUUUGUUGAGUUGGAUGAGAAUGGCCGUGAGCGAGGCCUGAUUUCUUGGUCUGACUAG
Messenger RNA from Metarhizium acridum CQMa 102, 1569 nucleotides. RefSeq lists its product as uncharacterized. Lineage: Eukaryota; Fungi; Ascomycota; Sordariomycetes; Hypocreales; Clavicipitaceae. The record is from RefSeq and is a predicted model, not a curated record. Gene Ontology annotation, biological process: spliceosomal tri-snRNP complex assembly.